AUGGCGGAAAUUCAAACGGACGAGAAGGGCGUGCCAGUCCACACGCUUCCUGGAGGCCGGACAGUGUCGCCCGUCAAUUUGGAUGAAAAGCGCGCCUCGCUUGCCUCUACACGCGUGGGACAAAAGAUCCUUGCCCACAGUAACGAUGCCGACGAGGCCAUGAAGGCGUUUGCCGAUGGGGAGGUCUUGGAGAUUGACGAGGCCACCAACAAGCGACUCCUUCGCAUCAUCGACUGGCAUCUCAUGCCUCUUAUGUGCGUCAUCUAUGGCCUCAACUAUCUCGACAAGACCACCUUGUCUUAUGCCAGUAUCAUGGGCAUCAAAAAAGAUAUCGGCCUGGUCGGUGACGACUAUCAGUGGUUGGGAAGUAUGUUUUACUUUGGAUACCUCGCUUGGGAGUACCCCACGAACAGACUCCUCCAGAGACUUCCUCUCGCCAAGUACUCUGCCUUCUGCAUCUGCGCUUGGGGGAUCGUGCUCGCUCUAUUCGCGACCGUGUCGAAUUUUGGCGGAGCAGUGGCUGUCAGAUUUUUCCUCGGAGUCUUCGAAGCCGCCGUCACCCCCGGCUUCGCUCUCCUGACCAGUCAGUGGUGGACUAAAUCUGAGCAGGGUGCUCGGACAGGGUUCUGGUUUUCUUUCAACGGCUUCGGCCAGAUCUUUGGCGGGCUGGUUUCGUACGGCAUUGCAGUCGGCUCCCGAAAGCACGGCUCGGCCAUUGCACCCUGGAAAAUCGUCUUCUUGGUCAACGGCUGCCUGACGGCCGUCUUGGGAGUCGUCUUCUUCUUCGUCAUGCCGGACAACCAGCUCAACGCUAGAUGGCUGAAGCCGCGUGAUCGUGUGUUGGCGGUCGAGCGUAUUCGCUGCAACGUCCAGGGAGUGGGUAAUCGACAUUUCAAGAUGUACCAAUUCCGGGAAGCCUUGACUGACCCUCUGACAUGGGCCUUUGCGUUCUACGCCUUGACCGCCGAUAUCCCAAAUGGAGGUAUUUCCAACUUCUUUUCACAACUGAUCGUCUCAUUCGGCUACACUCCCGAAGAAUCUCUGCUGUACGGGACGCCUGGCGGCGCCGUCGAGGUCGUUUCUUUGAUGUUCUGCGGCUGGCUGGGCGACCGGCUCGGACAACGGAUCUUGGUGUCCAUGGGAGGGUUGAUCGUCGCAUUACUCGGCAUGAUCCUCAUUGUCGCUCUCCCUCUCGACAACAACUCGGGCCGUCUUGCCGGCUACUAUCUCACCCAAGCAUCGCCGACUCCCUUCGUUGCGCUCUUGAGUCUCGUCGCCACAAAUGUUGCCGGCUACACCAAGAAAACCACCGUGGCGGCGCUGUACCUGAUCGCGUACUGCGUCGGUAACAUAAUCGGGCCGCAGACCUUCCGGCCCAAGGACGCCCCGAGAUACGUACCGGCAGAGAUCACCAUCAUUGUGUGUUGGGGGGUUUGUCUGGUCGAUCUGGUUUUCAUUUGGUUUUAUUGCAAGCGCAUGAAUAAGCGCAAGGCUGAGGCUAGGGCGGAGCCUGGCUACGUCAAGCUGGAGAAUCAAGAGUGA
This is a messenger RNA of Capronia coronata CBS 617.96, 1542 nucleotides long. RefSeq lists its product as uncharacterized. Gene Ontology annotation, cellular component: plasma membrane. The transcript is spliced from 3 exons. The coding region runs from base 1 to 1542 and encodes 513 amino acids. Gene Ontology annotation, molecular function: allantoate transmembrane transporter activity; dipeptide transmembrane transporter activity. Gene Ontology annotation, biological process: dipeptide transport; transmembrane transport; allantoate transport. The record is from RefSeq and is a predicted model, not a curated record. Lineage: Eukaryota; Fungi; Ascomycota; Eurotiomycetes; Chaetothyriales; Herpotrichiellaceae.